GCUUAGCUCAAUUAGCUACAAGAAAAAACAUCAAACCCCACACCAAACAAAGAAGAAAAAUGGCAUCGACCAAUAUUCCAAAGCUGGCUCUCGGUUCUUCGGCUGGUCUCAACGCCAUCCCUGUAAUUGGCUUUGGAACAGCUUCAAACGACUCAGAUUCAGCUCCCAUGAAAAGGGCUGUCUUGGAAGCGAUCAAGCUGGGCUACAGACACUUCGACACGGCCUCUUUAUAUGGGUCCGAACAGGGUCUCGGGGAAGCCAUAGCCGAAGCUCUCAAACUCGGCCUUGUUGCUUCUCGAGAUGAGCUUUUUAUCACUUCAAAGCUUUGGUGUUGUGAUAGCCACCCUCAUCUCGUUAUCUCUGCUCUUAAAACAUCACUCGAGAAACUUCAACUGGAGUAUCUGGACUUGUUUCUGAUACACUUUCCCGUGAGCUCAAAGCCAGCUGAGAACAAGGUGUACCCCAUAGAUGAAAAGGACCUAAUGCCAAUGGAUUUUAAGUCUGUCUGGGCAGCCAUGGAAGAAUGUCAGCAACUUGGCCUUACCAAGUCCAUUGGUGUUAGCAAUUUCUCUGUCGAUAACCUUCAGAACAUUCUCUCUUUUGCCACUAUCCCUCCUUCUUGCAAUCAAGUGGGGAUGAACCCAACUUGGCAACAAAAAGAGGUAAGAGAGUUUUGUGGUGCAAAUAAUAUAAUUGUGACUGCCUUUUCUCCAUUGGGAGCUAAAGGAGCUAAUUGGGGUUCCAAUUUGGUGGUUGAUAAUGAAGUACUCAUAGAUAUCGCCAAAGCUAGAGGAAAGAGUGUUGCUCAGGUUAGUCUUAGGUGGGUAUAUGAGCAAGGUGCAGGUGUUAUAGUCAAGAGUUUCAACAAGGAGAGGUUGAAGGAGAACCUUGAUAUAUUUGAUUGGGCACUAACACAGGAUGAUCUUCACAAGAUUAGUUCGAUUCCACAGCACAAAAUGAUUGAUAGUCCGUCUGUCUGAUCAUGGAGCUUUUGAACUUUGGAACGCGCGAUCAGAUUUUAAUUCCACAGCACAUAUAUUUACAGUACCAAUUUCCUUCUGUCACUCGUGUUAUCAAGGAGCCAGGGUUCUGGUGUUUAAUGGCUUUAAUUGUAGAUUGAUUAGUAGAGCUUGUUAUGUUUCUGCCCAUCUUUUGUGUAAUGCUGGAAAAUAGAUGAUGUUCCUGCCACUGUGAUGUACUGUCUUUUGGCUGAUAUAGUCUUUGAAUAAUAUAUAAUCCAUCUUUCUGAGAAAUUAAAAAAAAAAACACAGUUUCUAUA
Messenger RNA from Humulus lupulus (European hop), 1279 nucleotides. Its product is annotated as non-functional NADPH-dependent codeinone reductase 2-like. The record is from RefSeq and is a predicted model, not a curated record. Gene Ontology annotation, molecular function: aldose reductase (NADPH) activity. Bases 60 to 980 code for a protein of 306 amino acids. NCBI's taxonomy places the organism in Eukaryota, Viridiplantae, Streptophyta, Magnoliopsida, Rosales, Cannabaceae. The transcript is spliced from 4 exons. Gene Ontology annotation, cellular component: cytosol.